GAGAGAGAGAGAGAAAGAGAGAGAGAGAGAGGGGGGGAGAAAGAGCCAACACACCGCUCUCCCUCUGUGCGUUUCACCGGCCAGCAUGGUGCAGAAAAUGAGCCACACGGAGAGCACCGCCGAGGCGCUGUCCUUCUUUGCCGGGGACUCGAGCUCCGACUCCGGGGCAUGCAUGGACCUGGACCCGGCCGCCUCGCCGCUCUCCCCGGGCUCCACAGCCUCCUCCACCGCCGGCGACAAGUUGGGCGAGAACCCGGCGUGGUGUAAAACUCCCAGCGGCCACAUCAAGAGACCCAUGAACGCCUUCAUGGUGUGGUCCCAGAUCGAGAGGAGAAAGAUCAUGGAGCAGUCCCCGGACAUGCACAACGCGGAGAUCUCCAAGCGGCUGGGGAAGCGGUGGAAGCUGCUCAGAGACAGCGACAAGAUCCCCUUCAUCAGAGAGGCGGAGCGGCUCAGGCUCAAGCACAUGGCGGACUAUCCCGACUACAAGUACCGGCCAAGAAAGAAGGUAAAAUCAAGCGCGUCUAAGCCAGGAAGCGGCGGGGACAAGGGGGACAAAGUGAACAGUAGCUCCAACAACACCAGCACUAAGUCAUCCUCCUCCUCGAGGAAGAAUGGAUCCAAAUCACCCAGCAGCAGCAAACCCCACAAAUCAUUUUUCGGGAGCAGUAGCACCAAAGCAUCACUGUUUGGCUCCGAGCACCCGGCGGAGCACCACCACAACUCUCUUUACAAGUCCAAAUCCGUGUCCUCGGCGGCCAAGCAGAUCCCGGAUGGCAAGAAGCCCAAGCGGGUGUACGUGUUCGGGAGCAGCGCGGCCAGCCUGAGCGUCAGCCCCGCGUCCUCCGUCGUGGUGCCCGCCAGCCCCACACUCAGCAGCUCGGCGGACUCCAGCGACCCGCUCAGCCUGUACGAGGACGCGGCGAGCGGCCGGGAGGAGGGAGCGGACUCCCCCGGCAGCGGCGGCGGCAGCCUGGGCGGGUCUUCGGAGCGCCGCGGCGGCCACACGUACAGCAGUCGGCGGGCUUCCUCGCCCACUCCCUCCGGCUCGCACUCCUCCGCCUCGUCCCACUCGUCCUCCUCCUCCUCCUCUUCCUCCGAGGACGAAGAGUUCGAGGACGACCUGCUCGACAUCAACCCGAGCCCCAGCUUCGACAGCAUGUCGCUGGGGAGCUUCGGCUCCUCGGUGCUGGACAGGGACUGGGAUUUGAACUUUGAGUCCGGCUCCGGGGGGUCCCACUUCGAGUUCCCCGACUACUGCACGCCCGAAGUCAGCGAGAUGAUCUCCGGAGACUGGCUGGAGUCCACCAUCUCCAACCUGGUGUUCACGUACUGAGGUGCGCCCGGAUAAACCGCGGGGGUCACCGAGCGACAGGUAACCAUGAAUAGAACCAGGGAGCUCCUGCAUCAGGGGGCGCAGCAGUUUGUGUUCAAGCCACUGAAACUAGUCCCCGUCCCUUCUCGCCCGUGCGAGGCAAGAGCUGCAGAUCCUUGGAAAGCUAAACUCUGAAGCAGAUAAAGUUGCUUUUUGUACUUUUCUUCGGAUGCGUGGACUGUGGGACUCGGCACAGCCACGGAAAGUGGAGGGAGAGCAGCAGCAGCAGAGGAGGAAGAGGAGAGAGAGACUGACUGAAACAGACCCGGACUGUUUCUGAACAAAACUUAACUGUGAUUGAUUUGCACGUUACGCGGUCCGCCGUUCACUUAAUCAAUGUUGUUGCUGAUUUCUUUUUUUAAUUUCGAGAAAAAAAAGGGACAUUUCACAACUUUUUACCAAUCGCCAAGUGAACUUCACCACUAGAAAAAGGUACAGAAAUAGGACUGCCGUGCGACAUUUUUAUUGUGGUGUGUCACCGAGUGGGAUUUUUAAUGAAACCGAGGUGGGUUGGUGUUUUUUAAUUUUAAUUUUUUUGUUUUUUUCCAAAAGCAAAAAAAAAAAAAAAAAAAAAAAGUGUAAAGCAUGAUAGCCUACUUUGUUCCUAUCUUGUGCUGAGAUUUUCUGUGAGAGCAGUUUAAAAACUAGUAUUAGGGUUAUUUAAAUGGAUAGGUGGCGCUCGCUUCGGUUCUUCUCUUUAAAAAAAAAGGACAUUGAAAUAAUCACCAGCUGUCGUAAUCUUUCAGACUUCAGGACUCAAACGCAACUUCAAAUCUGUGCUGAACUUUAUACACUUGUUCUCUAUGAUUCAGGACCAAAAUGUUGAUUUCAGAUGAUAGCUAUAGAGAAAUCCUCACCGAUUGUUUUCAUCCUCUGAGCUUUGUUUUUGUACAUGUAUUCAGAUGCCAUUUUAUAUGGGAUGUUGUAUUUAUAUACUGGGCCAAGCAUUUUUGACUUGAUCAUUUUUUAUUUCUUGUACACAUGAUCUAGUCCUGUUUUUAUUUUCUGUCAGUAUCUCUGUGUCUGUCACAUUUCCUUCUCAGGCGAAGGGCUAGAGUUUAAAAAAACACACAACUUUUGAUUUCUUUUUAUAUUUAAAUGUACACACUUUUGGACACUUAAAAGAGAGGAAACAGUUUGAUUAUUUUCUCAGUGUAUUUUUGUACAAAUCUAUAUAGAAAAGGGGAGUCAAGAAUCGGUGUGUGUAGCCUACUAUUACAGCUGGAUUUCCUAAUUUUUAAUACCCUGGCAGACUGGUUUUCAUGCUGCCUUCAAGUGCUCAUGGUAAGCUCGUAAAUUUAUGACGCUCUGUGCUGCCUGGAUUGCUUUUGUACUUACAGCCAGCGGAGCAGACCUUAUAACACUGUGGUGCCUAUUGUUUGAGUUUAGAAAUAGUGAGUAGGUACCAAGCUAUUUUUUACUUAAAGCGGGGAGCUGAUAUAAAUCAGGUGUAUAACUUAGGUUAUAAUUAACUAAUUAUGUCUAACGUCUACCAGCAAACACUGACAAGACUUGUUUGUUUGCCUGCACAUUCACGUGCUGGCAGCGGCUCACAAGCAGAAUAUAGUGCAGUUU
This is a messenger RNA of Salarias fasciatus (jewelled blenny), 2950 nucleotides long. RefSeq names its product SRY-box transcription factor 4b (gene sox4b). The transcript has 2 exons. The coding region runs from base 86 to 1336 and encodes 416 amino acids. Gene Ontology annotation, biological process: brain development; camera-type eye morphogenesis; positive regulation of transcription by RNA polymerase II. Gene Ontology annotation, cellular component: nucleus. Gene Ontology annotation, molecular function: RNA polymerase II cis-regulatory region sequence-specific DNA binding; DNA-binding transcription activator activity, RNA polymerase II-specific. The record is from RefSeq and is a predicted model, not a curated record. NCBI's taxonomy places the organism in Eukaryota, Metazoa, Chordata, Actinopteri, Blenniiformes, Blenniidae.